GAAAGACGCGCCCCCUGUGCGUAAAAAGGCAGGACAGACAGGACGCAGCGCGACGCUUCCUCUGCUCACCUGAAACAGCGCAGUUUACAGGCAGGCGGGCAGGUACGCAGAGGAGCGGAGCCGGAAGAACGAGCAGGUCGACUUGUCCUCCUAGUAUUAUUUUUUGUUGCCAAUUAUACUCCAGGCUUUUCUUACAUUACAACUCUGCCCCCUGCUUCUCCUUUUUAAACGCGAAUUAUUAUUUAUUGUGUAUUAAGUGACGCGGCAUCGGAGGAAACAUGACAGAGCACAGAAAGAAGCUGAUUCUGAUCGUAGUGGAUAUUCUUUGUGUCUUUGUUGCGGCUUUGCCCUCUGCCAUCCUGACGCUGAUGUUUAAACCGUACCAAAGAGGAAUCUACUGUGAUGAUCAGAGCAUCAGCUAUCCGUACAGGAGAGACACCAUCUCCCAUGGAGUCAUGGCUGCCGUCACCAUUACCUGCUCCAUUGUCAUUAUCACCACGGGAGAGGCCUACCUUGUGCACACAAAGCGCCUGCACUCCAACUCCCAGUUCAAUCAGUAUUUGUCAGCUCUUUAUAAGGUGGUGGGAACCUUCCUGUUUGGAGGAGCUGUCAGCCAAUCACUUACUGACCUGGCCAAGUUCACUAUAGGUCGUCCUCGUCCAAACUUCCUGGCCGUGUGCGCCCCGGUCAGCUGUAACGGAUACAUGCUCCAGAUCAACUGCACCGGCUACCAUCGCAAUGUGACUGAAUCCAGGUUGUCGUUUUACUCCGGCCACUCGUCCUUUGGGAUGUACUGCAUGCUCUUUCUGUCGUUCUACGUCCAGGCCCGAGUGCAGGGGAAGUGGACGCGCCUGGUUCGACCGACCAUCCAGUUCUUCCUGGUGGCAUUUUCUCUUUAUGUAGGAUACACCCGUGUGUCUGACUACAAACACCACUGGAGUGACGUAGUGGUGGGGCUGCUGCAGGGAGCUCUUAUCGCUGUGCUCACUGUCCGAUACGUGUCCGACUUCUUCAAGCAGCGCCCCCCCCGCUGCACACACACAGACACGGCAGAGAUCGAACACCUUGAACGCAAACCAAGCCCACAGCCUCCCGACUCGCAGCACGGAAACCACUACAACUACUCCGGACCUGUAUGAGCUCUUUCCAGCAGCUACUCUUACUAACCUGGGCCUACAAGCUCACUAACAGCAGCUCCAUUACCAAAGAACAUGACUUCUACAGAAAAAAAAAAAAUACAAUGCAGUAACCACUACCUAGAAAUCCAGACUAGACUGGCUACACUCGGCGACAACAUCCCCAACAACUCUCCAGCUUUGAAAACUCAGAUUCCCUAAACCUGUUGGAACAGAAGCUCAGUGUGUCUUUUUAAUUAGGGUGUGUGUGUGCUGUGAAAAUAUGUGCGAUUGUGUUUUUGUGUACACGUGUAGCGUGUUGUUUUGUUCGAAUGUGUGCAAUGAUAUUGAUUUUAUGAUGUUGGUUUGUCUUAAUUCUGUGCUGCGUUGAUGAGAUUUGUGGCGGAGAAUUCAGGCUGUGCGUAACACCGAAAAGUUGGCUGGUGUUUUUGAAAUUUACAGACAGUCUUGAGCAAAGAUUGUUCUGUCCACAAAUGGAGUGCCAAAACCUUGGAAGAUGAAAGUUUUCUACUUUUGUUGCUUACUUACUGCAGUUAGAGAACACUUAUUUUACACUGGAGCUAGAUUAUAUCUGCCUGUCCCUGCCACUUUAGUCAUUUUUCUCUGCAGACAUCUAUAUUGAACUGUCUUUAGAAGAUAUGUAUGUUUAAUGAUGGACUAUAUACAUAAUUUUGUAUUGUGCUAACAUUUUUUAUUUUAUUACUACUGUAUCUAAUAAAUUGUGUAGCUUUUUAAGAAAGCAUUACCACCACUUUACUGUGACGUUACAGAGCAACUUUGUAAGCUGGCAUCGUUAUUCUCCUUACUCCUCGAUUAAAAAAAAAAAGACAGCAUAAACAUACAUUUUUUUAGUUUUUUAGCACCUUACCUGCUUAUGGAAUUAAUUUCUCUACAAGUUGACGCUAACAUGUGUAACCAAUUGUAAAACUGCACAUAAUGUAAUCAUUUCUUUCCUUCAGCCUGUUGGUUGUUUAGUGUAGUUUUCACCAUAAAUAUUAGCCAGCA
Etheostoma spectabile (orangethroat darter) is the source of this 2141-nucleotide messenger RNA. RefSeq names its product phospholipid phosphatase 2a (gene plpp2a). The record is from RefSeq and is a predicted model, not a curated record. Gene Ontology annotation, molecular function: phosphatidate phosphatase activity. Lineage: Eukaryota; Metazoa; Chordata; Actinopteri; Perciformes; Percidae. Gene Ontology annotation, cellular component: plasma membrane. Gene Ontology annotation, biological process: signal transduction; phospholipid dephosphorylation; phospholipid metabolic process. The transcript is spliced from 6 exons. Bases 279 to 1139 code for a protein of 286 amino acids.